AUGAAAGGCCUUUUUACUUCUUUAGGGUCGAGACUUUUCUUCAUCGCAUUGGCUUGUGGUUUACCGGCUGGUAAACCCCACGCAAACGCCAAUGGACUCGCUGACUCGAACGAUGAGUACAAUCCAACAGGGUCUACAAGAUGUUCAAGUACAUCUCCUGGCGCCUCUGAAGGAACCAAUACUGGAAAUCCAACUGCUGUUCUUCCUGAAGUGACAACCCCAGCAUCUACACCAGAAGUAUCUGGUGAAUACGCUGACGAAACUUUGGUUUGGACAUUGACAAUUCCAAGUACUUACGGGCCUCUCAAGUCGGUCUCAAUAACAGCAGAGAAAAAGCCUUACAUCAGAGACGAUUAUAAUUUCACAAACGUGGAGCUAAUAAUCGAUGGUAAAAGCACAGAAGAGCAUCUUUUCACAAACAUAACGGACGAUCAAGUAUACGCAAAUUAUUCAGGUGCCUUUGCUGAGCAAGAUGGAUCUUUUGUAUUAAACAUUUAUGCAGAUCCAUAUGCAGAGUAUGAAUGGAGUGCUAUAGUCCAGGUGAUGUUCAUUUUGGAAGAUGGCACUUAUGAGUAUAUGUAUGCAAACGAGUUAAGAAUUUCAGCACCGGAUAUGCCGUCAACAACUUCCAUGCUUCCAACAGCAUCUCCAGUAUUGUCUGGAUAUUACGUUGAUGAUGAACUCACUUGGGAAGUGGAGUUCCCGGGAGCAGCAGGCAUAUGGACAUAUGUGAGCGUUUGGUUAACCCGCAAUGGAACUGAAUAUGAUGGAUAUAACUUCACAGAUGCAGCUGGAUACAUUGAUGGUGUUGAGGUGAAGCAAUUUAGCUUUUACUUAUAUGGUCCUUCUACUGGUCGUGCAUAUUGUUAUGAAAAUCCAGAUGAAGAUGGUAGCUUGAUUCUCUUGUUCAACACGGGAAUAACAAACGGUACAGUUUGGGUUGCAACAGCAGAUAUCACGGUACAAGCAAGAGACCAGGAAGGUUCAUAUGUGUGGCCAAAAGUUCGAGCAACUGUUACCUCAACCUCCGCGAGCCCAUCUUCUGCCAGUUCGUCAAGUGUGAGUUCAUCAAGUGCGAGUUCAUCAAGUGUGAGUUCGUCAAGUGUGAGCUCGUCAACUUCCAGUUCGUCAAGUGUGAGCUCGUCAAGUGUGAGCUCGUCAACUGCGAACCUAUCUUCUAAGAUUUCAUCUUCUAUUCCUCCUGAAAUGAGUAGCUCUUCCACUAGCAUGGAGACACAGUCCAGCAUUAGUGAGUCUUCAAACAUCGUCAGACCAACUUCUACGCCUAGUGCGAAUGAUUUUGAUCUAUCCGGUUUCCAAGAAGGAGAAGUUCCUAGCUACUCAAGUUAUGGUGAUCUUGUCUGGACUUUAACCAUUCCAGAGAACCUUGGUCCGUGGAUUUCACUUUAUGUCACCUUUUCCAACAAUGGUACUGAAAACAAUCAGUACAGUUACAACUUAGGUCUCGGGUAUAUUGACAGUGUAAACACUUUCAAUCAAAGCAUGUUGACACCUGACACCGUUGCUUUCCAAGUGCCAGGAAAUAUAUCAGAGACCAACAUUGUCAACUUUGCAGUAAGUGGAGAACCAUACCCUGAUACUUCUAUUUGGACCUCCAUAGUUACAAUAUUGAUGGAAGUUCCAUAUGACACCAGAUUGUCUAAGAGAUCAUCAUUCUUGGAAUGGACCUUAGAGGCAACGAUUGAGGGAAAUGCUACCAAUUCAUCAUCUGAGGCUUUGAUAAGCUCUUCUACGGUUUCAUCCUCUAUGUCAUCACUGUUAUCUUCAGAAGAAUCAGGUAGCAGCUCCGUGUUAGAGCCUUCUGGUUCGCCAGAAGGCUCUGUUUCAGAGUUAUCUGAAGAGACUACCAGCUCUAUCUCAGAAUCAGUACAAAGCUCAUCGUCUCAAACUUCUGUCUUCACUGCAGAAGCUGAGAUCACAUCAACCAGUACAAUUGAAGACAUUUCCACAACUGUAAUAACUGUCACAUCAUGCGAUGAAGAUGUAUGUAUUACAACAGGAGUGACAACAGGAGUAGUCAUUAUAACCAUUACAGAGAAUGGUAUUGUCUCUUCUUACACUACAUACUGCCCAACCACCACUGAAUUCGAUCUGAGAACCACCGUUAUUACAGUCACUUCUUGUGAGGAAGACAUUUGUACAAAGAUUCCUGUUACUACCGGCAUCACUACGAUUACAACGACUGAAAAUGGCAAGCUGGCGACUUACACUACUUUCUGCGAAGUUCCUCAAACUCCAAAGGUUUAUACCCAAGUGGUCACAAGUACUGUUGAGUCUUGUGUAGGUGAGACUUGCAGUGAAGUUCCUAUAACCAAAACUAUUAAAGUCACUGUUACAACAAGUAUAGGUGAAGGCAUAGCUAAGACCUCAAAAGCUAUUACUGAAACGGUUACGUUAGAAGAAGCCACUAUUACUAGGGCAUCUACUAUGGUUUCACGUACUGGUAUAAAAUCAGGAGAAGAAAUAACACAAGCACUGCCUGUUAGUACAAAGGCUUCAAUAACUACCAAUGUGGCUGGCUCUGGAGGAGCUACCACUUCUUCCAAUAUCGGCCUGGGAUCGACUGGUGCUAUGGGUACUGUUGGUGCUGCCGGUACUACUGGUGCUGCCGAGUCAGAAAUAGCUAUAACCACAUUUGAGGGAUCUGCGCCAUCAGUUAUAUCCAAUUCUAUCUUGGCCAUUGCUAUUUUUGGAUUAUUGUUAUUCUGA
Messenger RNA from Williopsis jadinii, 2730 nucleotides. RefSeq lists its product as uncharacterized. The record is from RefSeq and is a predicted model, not a curated record. The coding region runs from base 1 to 2730 and encodes 909 amino acids. NCBI's taxonomy places the organism in Eukaryota, Fungi, Ascomycota, Saccharomycetes, Phaffomycetales, Wickerhamomycetaceae. The transcript has 2 exons.